AUGCAACCUCCAUAUCCGUGCCCAACAGCCACUUGGCACAACGAUGUCUAUCAAGCUAUUGACGCUACUCAGCCAGCCCUUAGUCAAGCAGGACGAACUGUCAUCGUCACAGGAGCGGGUAGCGGAAUUGGACGCGAGACAGCCUUGGCCUUUGCCAAAGCGGGAGCCAAGCAUUUAGUACUCAUUGGCCGCACUGAAUCAGAUCUACUUGAGACGCAGAGUCAAAUCCCUCAGAACACAGCCAGCAGCUCAGUAUUUGCUACAUCAGUUUCUGAUGAGGCAGGAAUAAAAAAAGUAGCUGAGGCGGUUGGCACGUGGGAUGUUCUCGUGAUGGGUGCGGCAAGCAAGGGUAUCAAGGGACCUAUUGUCUCUGUAGAUCUCGCCAAGUGGUGGGAAGCAUAUGAGACUGAUGUUAAAUCCAUUGUAAUAAUGGCCCAAGCCUUUUUUCCAAAUGCGAAUAAGGCUGGCGCAUAUGUGUACGGACUCACCUCAGGGAGUUUGGUGCUACCAGUUACAUGGAUUGCUGGGCAAUCGGCUUACCAGAGUGCCAAGACGGCACAAGUGAAGAUAAUGGAGUUCUUAGCAUUGGAGAACCCUGACAUCUUCAUUUGUACUGUCCACCCUGGAAUGGUGGACACCAAGGUAUUUCGUGCAGCUGAUGUUGAUCCUGCUACACUACCGAUGGACACUGCUGCGUUGCCUGCGAACUUCCUAGUGUGGCUUACCCAGCCGAAGACAAAAUUCCUGAAUGGACGGAUGAUCUGGGCUAACUGGGAUGUUGAUGAACUUUGUGCGCAAGCCGAGAAGAUUCAGAAUAGUACCAUCUUUACCCUUGGAUGCGAAGGAUGGCCUUUCGUGCCUGGAGGAUGA
Molecule: messenger RNA, 870 nt
Organism: Botrytis sinoallii
Lineage: Eukaryota; Fungi; Ascomycota; Leotiomycetes; Helotiales; Sclerotiniaceae
Exons: 4
Coding region: 1-870 (289 amino acids)
Cellular component (GO): cytosol
Molecular function (GO): oxidoreductase activity
Source: RefSeq, a predicted model, not a curated record